AUUUCCUAUACAUAUAAAUUCAAAGUUUUUCCAACUUUUAGGCACCAGGAAGCUGAGACUCACUUGCCCCAUUUAGUUCAAAUUACAGAUUUUUAUAUUAAAGAUAUAGUCAGAGGAGAAGCCAUUCCUCAUGCCUUUGCUUUAAUCAAGGAAUUUGUAAUUUUAAUCAAAUGUACGGCGGUUCUCAGAGACAUAACUAUUUAUGCUGUCACCACAAAUUGAAUUCGUGCUUUUGUAAGAGGGAUACAACCAUGGAGCGAUUUGGGGAUUCAUCGAUGGAAAUGAAGGAUCAAAAAUGCCAAGCCUUAGCAAAAGUAAACCCUGUACCUGGAAAAGUUACUCCUCGAACAGGUAAAAAGGCGUAUAAAGGGAUUUGUUCUCUUAGUAACUCUUUGACAAGCCAAGGAAGCCAAAGAAAAAAGGUAGAAGAACUGAUGUCUGCCGUUAACUCAAAUUCCUCUGCAUGCUCAACGAUGAAGCUAUAUCCAAAAAUGGUAUCUCAAAGUUUUAGAAGACCUUCAGACCUAAACAAAAAGAACAAAAAAGGUCCCAAGCUGAUACCAGAAUUGGAGACAGAUCAGAGAGCUCUUGUAAAGGCCAAGCCGAAACGUAAAAAAGUAAUAGUUAAAAAGAGUAUUGCAAGGUCAACAGCUGGAAAUGUUGAGCAAUGCCCUGAUGAUGAUGGUAUUUGGUUCGAAUGCAAUGUACCAUUUCGUGUAAAUAUUCCGUUUCCUAUUAGUAUGAAAAAUCUGUUUGGUCCCCAGUCAUAUUCAGGCAAUAGGAAUUUUCAGAUAUUUAAAGCCCUUGUCCCGACCAGAAAGUUUCAAAAAGAUAGAAAAACGGAAUGUCCGUUUCAAUUCACAAUGUGUCCUGCUCUACCUUCACCAGAUCCAGAAUCGGAUACAUCGUGCUCCAAGGCAAUCAAAUUCUCAAAGAAGAAAUGCUGUAGACGAGGGAGAAAGCACUGUCCGUGUGAGAUAUCCACUCAAACUAUUGGAGAAGAAUCCGAUCCUGUUUUAUGCUGCCUGGAACAAAUCAGAAACCAACUAGCUGACAAAUCUGCUGAAAACCAAGAGAAAAGCAUUUAUCGCUGCUUUGCAGAGAAGUCUACAAGUGUUAAAAGUAUUGAGAAGCAUACAAAUAAAACUGAUAUGGAAAAGAUAAAUAACUCUGCUUCAAUAGGCACUCCUCAAGAGCAAAUUGAUAAAAAUGAGAAUCUGCAAAUGUCUAAGCCCGAAAGUAUCCAGAAAAUUUCACCGACGACUUCCUUAAACAUAUUGGCGCAACCAAAACCUGAGGUUGCGAAAAAAGAUAUUCAUAAAAAUUUACCUACAACUCAGACAAAGUCGGACUCUGCACCUUCAACAGCUUCCUUAAAAUCUCCAAAAAAAUCACACAAGAAAAAGAAAACAAUUUCUAAUUUAAGUCGGGAGGUUACAGAUUCAGAGGAGCCAAGGAUUGCUGAGAAAGAAAAGGAUUUAAAUUAUGCUCACGAACCAGUUUCAAAGUCAGCCAUUUGUGUUUGUAGGCUCUCACAUGUUCUUCAUAAAUGUACAAGAAUAGUGAUUCCCUGCUCAGUGUGCCAGUGUCACUGCCUGAACAGAUCUCAUAAGUCGAGGCAAAAUCCUAGGAAACCUCAACAGCAACAACAAGGAAAUGAAAGCCAUAUACAUCCUACAACUACAUUUAAAGAGGACGACGUUGAUAUCAAAUCAAAACCUAUCAAUACUAUCCAAGGAAAUGAGUUGCCAGAAAAUAAUAAUCAGGAUAUCAAUCCUAGUUCAAGCCAUCCUCAACACCCAAUAUUACAUGUCGGUACAGAUGGUAAGAUGACUAGUUUGAAACGCGUACCGGAACAGCCUAAACAAAUAUUGCAAGAUAAUAAAUUAAAAGAAAACAGCUUGCCUAAAGAGGAAUAUCCUCAAUACCACGUCCAUGAUAGACCUUUAAGCAGCGAAAAAAGUAAGCCUCAACCCAAGACUCAACCAAAUAAUCCCAGUGAUGGGGAGAAUUAUCCAGAAUCUUUAACCAACCUUCAAGUCUCAGAAAACUCCUCUCAAAAAGGGCUCUCAAAUAUUAGCAGCAACGAGUCCAUUUCAUCAUCAAAAGAAUCUCAUAGGACUCCUAAAAUUAUAAAUUCAAAUGCUCAUGAGUAUAGUUCGAAAUCAGAUAAAUCCUUAGAAGGUGCUAAAUCAAAGAAACAAAUUUCGCAUAGAAAACCAAGCAGAAAUAAAAAAAAUAAACAAAGAAGUAAUCGUAUGAGUUCCGGCGGCGAAACUGUUCCCGAAGACUCGACUUAUUUUACUCAAACUUGUAAAAAUGAUACAAUAUGUAAGAUAGAAGUAGACUAUGAUAACUGUGAUAAAUGCGGAAGUAAUAUCAGUACAAAUUCAGAGCAAUUAUCUUCUGAGGCAGGAACUUCCCGACAGGAAAGAGAACAUACACACGAAGAACAGAGAGUUGAUAAUCCAUAUCGAAGAAAUAAAACGAACUUUGCAGACAUGAGCAAGAAUUCAAAAAAACUCGAGACUGAGCAGGAAAAGUUGACAGAAUCAUUCAGUGUUGACCAGGGAAUGAAUGACAUUAAGGAAGGUUGGAGUAAUAUCACUAGGAACUCGGAUGAAAUAAGUACCUUAGGAAACUAUUCAAACAACAGAGAGUAUAGAUCUUACUGUGAGAUGCACGAGUAUUCUGAGGGGAUUGUGCCUGAGACCUCAGAAAGCGAGUUUAAACAUCAAUUAAACCAUAUUCCUUAUCAAUGUCGUAAUGAAAAUAGCGAAUUGUAUUACAAGCAGCGCUCACAAUCAGCUCCUGAAUGUUGGAUACUUCAAUGCUCCCACAGGAAUCAGACGCCACAAUACGCAACGUUUAUAUCGAGAAAGGAAAAUUGCAAAGAAUACACCACAUAUCCUGAAAACGUACUUGUGCUUCAGGAUGAAACUUGCGAAAGCGAAUCGAAUGAAUGUGUUCUGGUAAUGGAUGACAAGGAAACUUUAAAUACAGGGUGUUGUCCGUGUAAAACUCCGGAUUAUAGUAUCAAUGCCGACAUUUUAAAGCAGCUCAGGGAGCAAGAACGGCUUCUUAAUCAAGUUCAGGAUAUUACCAUUAUUCCCAGAAACAAUCAGUGUCCAAUUGACUUUGAAAUUUCACCUCAAGAACAAGAAAGAGAUAACACACCCUUAGUGCCCGUUCCUUAUCGUAUAAAUGAGAGGGAGCUUUUUAAUCUUUCCCGACCGAACGAAUGGAGAGAUCAAGGGGGGAACUUUACUAAGCCUAAACCCAAACAAUUUCAAGUGGCACCAAAAACAAGUCGCGUUCCUCCUCAAAAUUUAGUAUAUGGGAAAAAAAUUAAAACUCCUAGGGAAAGAAACUCGAAUACUUCUUUUAGCCGGUCGGAAGAUAAUUAUCCUACAACUUCUUCUUCUGUUAAAACAAAAUAUAGUAGACAAAAACCCACAAGCACUGGGACACAUCGAAAUAAUAAUAUUCAGAAUAUAAAACAAUUAAGUUAUCCAGAGUCCCGCAUGUGUCAGCGCAAGACCUUUUGGGAUAGUUCUGCUUCUUCAUCUCGCCAUUCACCUCCAUCCCAAUCUAAUGCAUCUGUAGAAAGUAGGGGUAGACCUAAGACCCCAGGAAAUCCAUCUUACACUAGACUUACAGGUCUGAAAAAUGACUCAAAUGAUUCUCCCUGUCACUCUAAAUCGAUUAGAUGUGCUUUGAAUAGCCGGCAUCUUGAAGACAGCCAACAAUUACUAUUCGAACAUAAGAAUAAACAAUUAAGAAAAAAUCAGUCUUAUAGCCCAAAUGGGUAUAGAAGUGACCGGAAUAACCAAGAUAGUCUCCAAAGUUUACGUAGUACUGGCGUUGCCCAAUCAAGUACCCCCGGCUUAACUUGGACUGAGCCAGAUCGAACUCCGAAUGUAGUAAUUCCCUUGGAUGCACCUAGUGUAAACAAAUCCAUUGAUCGCUCAAAUGGUACGGUGAGAUCGACUGAUGUGGAAACUCUGCAAACGGUGACUCUAAUGCAACCACGAAAACUUCGAGAAUCUCAAAGUGCGAGGAUCAGAAGCCAGGUUACGGGCUUUGAAAACACCGUUCUUAUCGAGACAAGAACGCCCUGCAACAGGGAAAAUUUAUUGCAAGCCUGCGGACGACCUCCUUGCAACUUCCGUCCUCAGCAAUAUACGGGGGUUCCUCCGAAUCUGCACCAAGGAUUUAUAGUUUCAAAGCCAACAGAGCAUUCUAUACAACCACAAACAUCUAUGAGUGCCCCACAAUAUAGGACUACUUUUGAUGAAAAUUAUCUAAUAGAUCCACGGGAUCAGUGGAGUAUUAUUAAAUCUCCAGCCUCAGCCCCCGUGAUGAAUUCUCCAUUUCAGCAGCAUCACCAUCCAAGGAACCCCUAUCAGCCAACUAAUAGUAUAUACCAUCAUUUUCAGGAGCCUGUACAUAAUCCUGCUGUAAGUUCCAAUGGGCUUCAAAAUUCUGGCUACUAUUCCCAAACUUUGAAAGAAAACAUACGAAUCCUUCCGGAGGGAUUCUAUGAUCAGACCGUUAAUAAAUAUAAUAUAACGCGAAUGGAUUCAAACUUUCAGCCGCCGCCUUUGAUACCCGAAUUUCUUCAGGCACAACAGCAGCCUUUUUUCAGACACACAGCUUGCCCAUAUAGCAAUCAAUUUCAACAGCAGCUGGUUAUGGGAUCCGCUCCAGACAUCAAUCGUCCCUUUAUUCCGGCGCAGAACCAAUACCCAUCUGAGCUUCAAAGUCACCCUUCGUUGUUCCGCCCGCACCAAAGUGUAAAACUGGAUGACUACGACCAAUCGGAAUACCAAAUUUGAUUACUAAAUUAAAAUAAACGAAUAGUUUUUCCAAUCAA
Drosophila subpulchrella is the source of this 4876-nucleotide messenger RNA. RefSeq lists its product as uncharacterized. The record is from RefSeq and is a predicted model, not a curated record. The coding region runs from base 171 to 4838 and encodes 1555 amino acids. NCBI's taxonomy places the organism in Eukaryota, Metazoa, Arthropoda, Insecta, Diptera, Drosophilidae. The transcript is spliced from 6 exons.